AUAAAGCAGAGAGAAUAUUUGUGGGGCCCUUUUCAAUCGAUUCCAUCCCGGAAAUGGCGACACCAGAAUCCAAUUCCGCCGCCGCAAUGGCAGCGCUCAAACGCCCGAACGUGCUUCGCGUCUCCAACUCCUCACCAGAAAACAAAAGGUUGAAACCGGAGGAACAAUCCGAGACUCAGAGUGCUACCAUCGCUGCUUCCAGUACAACCAAGGCUUUAUUCGCGUUAGAGGCCGGUGCAGCUGAAGACAAAGGGUUGCGCCACUCCAUGGAAGAUGCUUGGCUGGUACUCGAAGACGCCUCCUCCGAUUCCCCGGGAAAUUUGAGAUGUGCGCAUUUUGCAAUUUAUGAUGGACAUGGAGGCCGGCUAGCUGCGGAGUAUGCGCAGAAGCAUUUGCACAAGAGUGUGCUUUCAGCAGGCUUACCACGUGAGUUGCUGGAUGUUAAGACUGCGAAGAAGGCUAUACUAAAUGGAUUUAGGAAGAUGGAUGAGGCUCUACUUCAGGAAAGUGUUGCAGGGGGAUGGCAAGAUGGUGCCACAGCUGUAUGUGUUUGGGUAUUGGGACAAACAGUGUUUGUUGCAAAUAUUGGUGAUGCAAAGGCAGUAGUAGCAAGAUCAUCUGUUGUAGAUGGCUCACAGAGUUGUUUGGACGGAUCAAAUCCACUAAAGGCUAUUGUUUUGACUCGAGAACACAAAGCCAUAUAUCCACAAGAGAGAGCACGGAUUCAGAAGGCUGGUGGAUCUAUCGAUUCAAAUGGACGAUUGCAGGGGCGUCUUGUAGUUUCUAGAGCCUUUGGAGAUAGGCAAUUCAAGAAGGUAGGCGUUUCCGCAAUCCCUGAUGUUCAUUCAUAUGACCUUACAGAGAGAGACUACUUUAUGAUUCUUGGCUGUGAUGGCUUGUGGGGGGUCUUUGGAGCGGGCGAUGCUGUUGACUUUGUUCAUAAGCUGUUAAAGGAAGGUUUAUCAGUCACAGCCGUGAGCCGCCGGCUUGUCCGAGAAGCUGUCCGGGAACGCUUGUGUAAGGAUAACUGCACUGCAAUUGUCAUUGUAUUCAGACAUCGGUAGCGAACCAACUCUAUUUCGGGCUUCAGUGGCCAGGCUCAGUGGAACCUCUCUUUCUGUUGUUUUACCUUUCUGUGUUACUGAGAGUGAGGGCUCUAAGUUUGAUGUGCUCAAGAUGUCUUUUGGUUAACUAUAUUCAAUUUUGAGAUGAUUUAUUAACUAUUUUUGGUUGAGAA
This is a messenger RNA of Salvia splendens (bonfire salvia), 1237 nucleotides long. Its product is annotated as probable protein phosphatase 2C 8. Lineage: Eukaryota; Viridiplantae; Streptophyta; Magnoliopsida; Lamiales; Lamiaceae. The transcript is spliced from 10 exons. Gene Ontology annotation, biological process: protein dephosphorylation. Gene Ontology annotation, molecular function: protein serine/threonine phosphatase activity. Bases 54 to 1064 code for a protein of 336 amino acids. The record is from RefSeq and is a predicted model, not a curated record.